Drosophila montana is the source of this 1090-nucleotide messenger RNA. RefSeq names its product protein canopy b (gene CNPYb). Lineage: Eukaryota; Metazoa; Arthropoda; Insecta; Diptera; Drosophilidae. The transcript has a single exon. Bases 88 to 744 code for a protein of 218 amino acids. The record is from RefSeq and is a predicted model, not a curated record.
AUAGGUGAAGAAGCGCAUUGAUAAAUGCAGCUUCAUGUCAAUUAUCACACGUCAGGUUUCUGAUUACUUUUGUAGCAGCUGUUGAAAAUGUUGCGCCAAUUGUUUGUAUUUCUAUUGCUAGUCCAGCUGAGGGGCUUAGACGGCCAGCAAACACCUGAGGAGGAGCAAGGUGUGCGCUAUGCCAAUCGCUGUGAAGCCUGCAAAAUUCUUGCCGCCGAAUUGGAGGCGCGUUUGGGCGAAACCGGCAAAUCGCACGAUGUCAUUGAAAUUGGCUACUCCGUGGACGAUGUGCGUCCCAAGAAGCGCACCGAAUACCGACGCAGCGAGCUCCGUUUGCUGGAGUCCCUGGAGAAUGUGUGCGAGCGAGUGCUUGAGUACAAUUUGCACAAGGAGCGCACGGACAGCACAAGAUUCGCCAAGGGCAUGUCGCAGACCUUUCAAACGCUGCACGGCCUGGUGGACAAGGGCGUCAAGGUCGAUCUGGGCAUACCCUAUGAGCUGUGGGACAAGCCACCCGUCGAGGUCACCCAGAUGAAAAACCAAUGCGAAAACAUGCUGGAGGAGUACGAGGAUGCCAUCAGCAAUUGGUACUUCAAGCUGCAGCAGGACAAAUCCCUACAGCAGCAUCUGUGCGAGGAUCAUGUGCUCAAGCGGCCGGAGGAGCGCAAGUGUCUCAAAGAGCAGCUCACACAGCAGCCGGAGCGAAAGAAACAAAAGACCAAAGGCGACAAGCAGGAGUUGUAGUUGAUAUGGAACUAAGCGAGGAUGAGCUCUAAAUCAAUCCUAAACAUUGCCGUCUAGUGAACAAAGAGUAUUUAGUUAAGGUAGAAAACUUACUGUCUGUAUUCCGAAUGCUUCCAAAACUGACUGAACCACAAAAUGUUAUGGCACGACCUGCCCACUAUUGAUUGGCAGCCCAUUUAAUGUGGGCCGCACUGCGGCCUGGAAGGGCCUUAAAAAAUAAUGUGUACAACGUUUAUACGGAGCUUUUUUGUGUCGUGAUUAUAAGCAAACUUAUCAUGAAGUUAACUUUAAGUGGAAAAGUUCCCUGAAUUAUUGUUCCUUAAUAAAAUAAGCUGAAAGAUAUAAA